AAUGAAGUUUGCUGAGUGGCGCCUGGUUUCUGAAGUAGCGCAUUGUCGCCAUAGCGACUGCCCUUGGCAACCGCGAAGCUCUGCGGCCCUGCGGGCCUGCUGGGAGUUUGAGCAAAGCUGUGCUGUAUUAACUUUGAUUCCUCUGCGACUGUAAUCUUGUUCUUUUCAAGGUUUCCCAUCCCCCUUUCCCUCUCCCUCUCUUCGGAAUCAUGGCGGGCGGGACUGGAGAUAUUCGGAAACUCUUCAUCCUCACCACUACCCAGAAUUACUUCGGGUUGGCGUCCGAUACCUGGGACCAGCCUCUCCUGUACAACUGUCUUGAAAUCAACAACUUCUUGGAUGAUGGGAACCAGAUGCUGCUGAGGGUACAGCAAUCCGACGCCGGACUCCACUUUUCCAACACGGUUGAGUUCGGUGAUACAAAAGAUAAAGUACUGGUGUUUUUCAAGUUGCGACCUGAAGUAAUUACAGAUGAGAAUCUACAUAAUAACAUUCUUGUUUCGUCAAUGUUAGAGUCGCCUAUUAAUUCCCUUUACCAUGCAGUACGGCAAGUAUUUGCACCAGUGUUGUUAAAGGAUCAGGAAUGGAGUAGUAACUUGGAUCCCAAACUUCAAAAUCUUUUGAGUGAACUAGAAGCUGGGUUGGGUGUGGUUCUACGAAGAUCAGAUGCCAAUUUAUCAAAAUUGAAACUUAAGGAAGAUGAUACUAGAGGUAUACUUACACCAAGUGAUGAGUUCCAGUUUUGGAUAGAACAAGCUCAUCGUGGAAACAAACAGAUUAGUAAAGAAAGAGCCAGUUAUUUUAAAGAAUUAUUUGAAACAAUUGCACGAGAGUUCUAUAACUUGGAUAGCCUAUCCUUAUUGGAAGUUGUUGACUUGGUGGAGACUACUCGAGACGUUGUAGAUGAUGUGUGGAGACAAACAGAGCAUGAUCAUUAUCCUGAGUCACGGAUGCUACAUCUCUUAGAUAUCAUAGGGGGUUCAUUUGGAAGGUUUGUUCAGAAGAAGCUGGGAACUUUGAACCUAUGGGAAGAUCCUUAUUAUCUUGUGAAAGAAAAUCUGAAAGCUGGUAUCUCAGUUUGUGAACAGUGGGUAAUAGUCUGUAGUCAUCUAACUGGUCAGGUGUGGCAGCGCUUUGUUCCUCAUCCAUGGAAAAAUGAAAAAUAUUUCCCUGAAACACUUGACAAACUUGGCAAACGCCUUGAAGAGGUCUUGGCUGUUAGGACAAUUCAUGAGAAACUUCUCUGUUUUAUGCCUACCAGUGAAGAGAAGAUUGUAUGCCUCUCUCGAGUAUUUGAACCGUUUACUGGCCUGAAUCCUGUGCAAUAUAAUCCAUAUACUGAGCCGUUAUGGAAAGCUGCAGUGUCUCAAUAUGAAAGAAUUAUUGCACCCGCGGAACAAAAAAUAGCAGGAAAGUUGAAAUAUUAUAUUUCUGAAAUUCAAGACAGUCCACAGCAGCUUCUUCAGGCAUUUCUGAAAUAUAAAGAGUUGGUGAAGCGUCCAACUAUAAGCAAAGAAUUGAUGUUAGAAAGAGAAACUUUACUGGCAAGACUUGUGGACUCAGUUAAAGAUUUUCGAUUAGAUUUUGAGAAUCGAUGCCGAGGAAUUCCUGGUGAUGUGUCUGGUCCACUUGCAGGCAAAAAUCUAUCAGAAGUUGUCAAUAAUAUUGUUUGGAUUCGCCAGUUGGAAUUGAAGGUAGAUGAUACUAUCAAGAUUGCGGAGGCUCUUUUGUCUGACCUGUCAGGAUUUCGAUCUUUCCACCGAAGUGCUGAAGACCUCUUAGAUCAAUUUAAACUAUAUGAACAGGAACAAUUUGAUGACUGGUCCAGGGAUAUUCAGUCAGGUUUGUCUGAUUCCAGGUCAGGUUUGUGUAUUGAGGCUAAUAGUCGAAUUAUGGAAUUGGAUCCUAAUGAUGGAUCAUUAAAAGUGCAUUAUUCAGAUCGCUUGGUGGUUCUUCUAAGAGAAGUUCGUCAGCUUUCGGCCCUGGGCUUUGUUAUUCCUGCCAAAAUACAGCAAGUUGCAAACAUUGCACAGAAAUUCUGCAAGCAAGCAAUUAUUCUUAAACAAGUGGCACAUUUUUACAAUUCUAUUGAUCAACAAAUGAUUCAAAGUCAGAGGCCAAUGAUGUUACAAUCUGCCUUAGCAUUUGAACAGAUAAUUAAGAAUUCAAAAGCAGGAAGUGGAGGAAAGACACAAAUUACUUGGGAUAAUCCAAAAGAACUGGAAGGUUAUAUCCAGAAACUCCAAAAUGCUGCUGAACGACUUGCCACUGAAAAUAGAAAACUGCGGAAAUGGCACACUACAUUUUGUGAAAAGGUGGUCAUUCUUAUGAAUAUUGACCUGCUUCGGCAGCAGCAACGUUGGAAAGAUGGGUUACAAGAAUUGAGAACUGGUUUAGCAAGUGUAGAAGCACAGGGGUUCCAAGCAAGUGAUAUGCGUGCAUGGAAACAGCAUUGGAAUCAUCAGCUGUACAAAGCUCUGGAGCAUCAGUACCAGAUGGGUUUAGAGGCACUUAACGAGAAUCUGCCAGAAAUAAAUAUUGACUUAACUUACAAACAGGGACGGUUACAAUUCAGACCCCCUUUUGAAGAAAUUCGGGCUAAAUAUUACAGAGAAAUGAAGAGAUUCAUCAGCAUUCCAAAUCAGUUUAGGGGAGUGGGUGAGGCAGGAGAUGAAUCUAUUUUUUCUAUUAUGAUUGAUAGAAAUGCAAGUGGAUUUCUGACUAUUUACAGCAAAGCAGAAGAUUUGUUUAGAAGACUGUCAGCUAUUUUACAUCAGCAUAAGGAAUGGAUUAUGAUUGGACAAGUUGAUAUGGAAGCUCUGGCGGAAAAGCAUCUUUUUACUGUACAUGAUUGGGAGAAGAAUUUUAAAGCAUUGAAAGUAAAAGGGAAAGAAGUAGAGCGACUUCCGAGUGCUGUCAAAGUGGAUUGCUUAAAUAUUAAUUGCAACCCUGUGAAGACUGUGAUUGAUGAUCUCAUACAGAAGUUAUUUGAUGUGCUUGUUCUUUCUUUGAAGAAGUCCAUCCAAGCUCAUUUACAUGAGAUUGAUACAUUUGUUACUGAGGCUAUGGAAGUCUUAACAAUUAUACCCCAGUCUGUGGAAGAAAUAGGUGAUGCAAAUUUACAGUAUGGUAAGCUGCAAGAACGGAAGCCAGAGAUUUUGCCUUUAUUUCAAGAAGCUGAAGAUAAAAACAAACUUUUAAGAACUGUGGCAGGUGGAGGGUUAGAAAUAAUUAGUAAUCUGAAAGCCAAGUGGGAUAAAUUUGAAUUAAUGAUGGAAAGUCAUCAGCUUAUGAUUAAAGACCAGAUUGAAGUAAUGAAAGGAAAUGUGAAAUCACGUCUUCAGAUGUAUUAUCAAGAACUGGAAAAAUUUAAAGCUCGUUGGGACCAACUGAAACCUGGUGAUGAUAUUAUUGAAACUAGCCAGCAUAAUUCUCUUGAAAAAAAUGCAAAGUUAAUAAAAGAGAAAAAAAUUGAAUUUGAUGAUCUUGAAGUCCUAAGAAAAAAGCUAGUUGAUGAUUGUCAUCAUUUUGGACUAGAGGAACCUAACUUCUCUCUAGCAUCUACCAUCUCUAAAGACAUUGAGAAAUGUGCACAAAUUUGGGCGCUUUAUGAAGAGUUUCAACAAGGAUUUCAGGAAAUGGCCAAUGAAGAUUGGAUUACUUUUCGGACUAAGACUUAUCUAUUUGAGGAGUUUUUGAUGAAUUGGCAUGAAAAAUUAAGGAAGAUUGAAGAGCAUUCAGUUAUGACAGUGAAAUUGCAAUCAGAAGUUGACAAAUAUAAAAUUGUAAUUCCCAUCUUGAAAUACGUGAGAGGGGAGCAUCUUUCUCCAGAUCACUGGCUUGACCUUUUUCGCCUGCUUGGACUUCCUAGAGGGACUAGUCUAGAGAAAUUACUGUUUGGUGAUUUGCUCAGAGUAGCAGAUACCAUUGUAGUCAAAGCUUCAGACCUUAAAGAUUUAAAUUGUCGAGCACAAGGUGAAGUUACAAUCAGAGAAGCUUUGCGUGAACUUGAUCUUUGGGGAGUUGGAGCAGUGUUUACAUUGAUUGACUAUGAAGACAGCCAAAGUCGAAGUAUCAAGCUGAUUAAAGACUGGAAAGAUAUAGUAAACCAGGUUGGGGAUAACAGAUGCCUUCUUCAAUCGUUAAAGGACUCUCCAUAUUAUAAAGGAUUUGAAGAUAAAGUGUCAAUUUGGGAAAGAAAACUUGCAGAGUUAGAUGAGUACUUGCAAAAUUUAAAUCAUAUUCAGAGAAAGUGGGUGUAUUUGGAGCCCAUUUUUGGCCGUGGAGCUUUGCCAAAAGAACAGACACGCUUCAGCAGAGUUGAUGAAGAUUUUAGAUCAAUAAUGACUGACAUCAAGAAAGACAAUAGAGUCACAACAUUAACUACUCGUGCAGGAAUCAGAAACUCUCUACUAACAAUACUUGAUCAGCUUCAAAGAUGUCAGAAAUCAUUAAAUGAAUUUUUGGAGGAAAAACGCUCAGCAUUCCCAAGAUUUUAUUUUAUUGGUGAUGAUGAUUUGUUAGAAAUACUGGGCCAGUCUACUAACCCGUCUGUGAUUCAGUCUCAUCUUAAGAAGCUGUUUGCUGGAAUUAACAGUGUGUGCUUUGAUGAGGAGUUAAAACAUAUAACUGCAAUGAAAUCGUUAGAGGGAGAAGUUGUACCUUUAAAAAAUAAAGUCCUUCUAUCAAAUAAUGUAGAGGGUUGGUUGAAUGAUUUGGCCUUGGAAAUGAAGCAAACUUUGAAACAAUUGUUGAAGGAAUGUGUUACUAUUGGGCAGAGUUCACAAGGUGCUGUUGAUCCAUCUCUGUUUCCUUCACAGAUACUAUGCUUGGCAGAGCAGAUUAAGUUCACUGAAGAUGUAGAAAAUGCCAUUAGAGAUCAUAGUCUUCAUCAGAUUGAAACACAGUUGGUGAAUAAAUUGGAACACUACACCAACAUUGAUACAAGUUCUGAGGAUCCUGGAAAUACUGAAGUAGGCAUUCUGGAACUUAAACUUAAAGCACUAAUUCUUGACAUUAUUCAUAAUAUUGAUGUGGUGAAGCAGUUAAACCACGUUCAAGUUCAUACAACUGACGACUGGACUUGGAAAAAGCAAGUUAGAUUUUAUAUGAAAAAUGAUCACACAUGUUAUGUUCAAAUGGUGGAUUCUGAACUUCAGUACACCUAUGAAUAUCAGGGUAAUGCUCCUAAGCUGGUCUAUACUCCACUGACGGAUAAGUGCUACCUGACGCUCACUCAAGCCAUGAAGAUGGGACUUGGAGGCAACCCUUAUGGGCCUGCUGGAACUGGAAAAACCGAAUCAGUGAAGGCAUUAGGUGGACUUCUUGGAAGACAAGUUUUAGUUUUUAAUUGUGAUGAGGGCAUCGAUGUGAAGUCAAUGGGGCGAAUAUUUGUUGGUUUGGUAAAAUGUGGGGCCUGGGGUUGUUUCGAUGAAUUCAACAGACUGGAAGAAUCUGUUCUGUCAGCAGUGUCCAUGCAGAUCCAGACAAUUCAAGAUGCUCUGAAGAAUCACAGAACUGCGUGUGAACUGCUUGGCAAGGAGGUAGCUUUGGAUUCUAAUUCUGGAAUUUUUAUCACGAUGAAUCCUGCUGGAAAAGGUUAUGGAGGAAGACAAAAACUGCCUGAUAAUCUUAAACAGCUUUUCAGGCCAGUAGCUAUGUCUCAUCCAGACAAUGAGCUUAUUGCAGAAGUUAUUCUCUAUUCAGAAGGAUUUAAGGAUGCUAAAGUACUGGGCAGAAAACUGGUAGCUAUUUUCAACCUAUCUAGGGAACUUUUGACACCUCAGCAACAUUAUGAUUGGGGUUUAAGAGCUUUGAAGACAGUUCUGAGAGGAAGUGGAAAUCUUCUUAGACAGCUAAAGAAAAGCGGUGCUGAACAGAAUGCUAAUGAAAGUCGUGUUGUGGUACAAGCAUUGAGACUUAAUACAAUGUCAAAGUUUACAUUCGCUGAUUGCACCCGAUUUGACGCACUGAUUAAAGAUGUCUUUCCUGGAGUUGACUUUAAAGAAGUAGAAUAUGAUGAACUAACUACUGCAUUAAAGCAAGUCUUUGAAGAGGCUAAUUAUGAAAUCAUACCCAAUCAGAUCAAGAAGGCUUUGGAAUUGUAUGAACAGUUGUGCCAGAGAAUGGGAGUCGUUAUCGUUGGUCCAAGUGGCUCUGGCAAAUCAACUCUUUGGAGAAUGUUAAGGGCAUCACUCUGUAAAAUUGGCAGAGUAGUAAAGCAGUAUACUAUGAACCCAAAAGCUAUGCCUAGGCAUCAGCUAUUAGGCCAUAUUGACAUGGAUACAAGAGAAUGGUCUGAUGGUGUUUUGACAAAUAGUGCUCGUCAAGUAGUUCGGGAACCACAAGAUGUCAGCUCAUGGAUAAUUUGUGAUGGUGAUAUUGACCCUGAGUGGAUAGAAUCUCUGAAUUCUGUUCUGGAUGAUAAUCGACUACUCACUAUGCCUAGUGGAGAAAGGAUCCAGUUUGGCCCAAAUGUUAACUUUGUAUUUGAAACUCAUGAUUUAAGCUGUGCCUCACCAGCCACAAUAUCUAGAAUGGGAAUGAUAUUUCUUAGUGAUGAAGAGACAGAUGUUAAUUCUCUUAUAAAGUGUUGGUUGAGGAAUCAGCCUAUUAAAUAUAGAAAUAAUCUUGAAAACUGGAUUGCAGAUUAUUUUGAAAAGGCUUUACAAUGGGUUCUGAAACAGAAUGACUAUGUGGUAGAAACAAGUUUGGUGGGGACUGUAAUGAAUGGCUUGUCCCAUCUACAUGGAUGCAAAGAUCAUGACCAAUUUAUUAUUAAUCUCAUAAGAGGACUUGGUGGAAAUCUGAAUAUGAAAUCACGUAUGGAAUUCACCAAAGAGGUUUUUAACUGGGCGCGAGAAUCUCCUCCAGACCCUCACAAACCAAUGAACACCUACUAUGACUCAGAUAGAGGGCAGCUAGCAUCUUACGUGCUGAAGAAGCCAGAAAACUUGACUGCUGAUGAAUUCAGUAAUGGCCAGGCACUUCCAGUUAUUCAGACUCCUGACAUGCAACGGAGUCUAGAUUAUUUCAAACCUUGGUUAAGUUCUCAUACUCAACAGCCAUUCAUUCUCAUAGGUCCAGAAGGAUGUGGCAAAGGGAUGCUGCUCAGGUAUGCUUUUUCUCAACUGCGGUCCACUCAGAUUGCUACAGUCCACUGUAGUGCUCAAACUACUUCUCAGCAUCUUCUGCAGAAGUUGAGCCAGACGUGCAUGGUAAUCAGUACAAACACAGGACGAGUAUACAGGCCAAAAGACUGUGAAAGACUUGUUUUAUACUUAAAGGAUAUCAACCUACCCAACCUUGAUAAAUGGGGGACAAGUACUUUGGUAGCUUUCCUACAGCAGGUAUUGACUUAUCAAGGAUUUUAUGAUGAAAAUUUGGAAUGGGUUGGUCUAGAAAAUAUUCAAAUUGUAGCUUCUAUGUCAGCUGGAGGAAGAUUGGGAAGACACAAGCUUACUACCCGAUUUACUUCCAUUGUUCGACUCUGUGCUGUAGAUUACCCAGAAAGAGAGCAAUUACAAACAAUUUAUGGAGCAUAUUUGGAAGCAGUUCUACAUAAAAAUCUGAAGAAUCAUUCUAUUUGGGGUUCUUCAUCAAAAAUUUAUAUCUUAGCAGGAUCUAUGGUACAAGUGUAUGAACAGGUGCGGGCCAAAUUUACAGUUGAUGAAUAUAGUCAUUAUCUAUUUACUCCUUGCAUUCUUACACAGUGGGUUCUUGGCUUAUUCAGAUAUGAUUUAGAAGGAGGCUCCUCAAAUCACCCAUUAGAUUAUGUGUUAGAAAUUGUUGCAUAUGAAGCACGGCGCUUAUUUCGUGACAAAAUUGUUGGUGCAAAGGAACUUCAUUUGUUUGACAAUAUUUUAGCGUCAGUGUUUCAAGGAGAUUGGGGCUCAGAUGUGUUGGAGAAUAUGGCAGGUAGUUUCUAUGUUACCUGGGGAGCUCGACAUAAUGCAGGUACAAGACCAGGCCCAGGGCAGCCAUUGGCUCCACACGGAAAACCGCUUGGAAAGCUGAGCUCUGCAGAUCUCAAGGAUGUCAUUAAAAAGGGUCUUAUUCAUUAUGGACGAGAUAACCGGAAUCUAGAUAUUUUACUUUUCCAAGAAGUUCUGGAGUAUAUGUCUAGGAUAGACAGAGUCCUUAGCUUCCCUGGAGGUUCACUUCUUUUAGCAGGGCGCAGUGGUGUAGGUCGUCGGACCAUAACUUCUCUAGUCAGCCAUAUGCAUGGAGCAAUCCUGUUUUCUCCAAAGAUUUCCAGGGGAUAUGAACUGAAGCAGUUCAAAAAUGAUCUCAAACACGUGCUUCAUCUUGCAGGAAUUGAAGCACAGCAGGUGGUUUUACUUCUGGAGGAUUACCAGUUUAUACACCCUACGUUUCUGGAGAUGAUCAAUAGCCUUUUGUCUUCAGGUGAAGUCCCUGGUCUCUAUGCCCUGGAAGAACUAGAGCCCUUGCUGUUGCCUCUUAAAGAUCAAGCUUCACAGGAUGGUUUUUUUGGGCCAGUCUUCAAUUAUUUCACAUAUAGAAUUCAGCAAAACCUUCAUAUUGUUUUAAUAAUGGAUUCUUCAAAUUUAAACUUCAUAAUAAACUGUGAAAGUAAUCCAGCUUUACAUAAGAAAUGCCAGGUGCUGUGGAUGGAAGGCUGGUCAGAUAGCAGUAUGAAGAAAAUACCUGAAAUGUUAUUUGGUGAAACAGAUGGUGAAGACAAAUAUACUGAUAAAAGGAGAAAAGAAGAAAAGAAAAAUAAUUCAGUUGAUCCUGACUUCCUGAAAUCAUUUUUAUUAAUCCAUGAGUCUUGUAAAGCAUAUGGUGCUACACCAAGCCGAUAUAUGACCUUUUUACAGGUGUAUUCUUCAAUUAGUAGCAGCAAGAAAAAUGAAUUAUUAAAAAGACAAAGUCAUUUGCAGGCUGGUGUAUCUAAACUAAAUGAAGCUAAAGCUCUUGUGGAUGAACUGAACAGAAGAGCUGGAGAGCAAAGUGUGUUACUUAAAACUAAGCAAGACGAAGCAGAUGCUGCCCUUCAAGAGAUCACAGUAUCAAUGCAGGAUGCGAGUGAGCAAAAGACAGAACUUGAGAGACUGAAGCAUAAAAUAGCAGAAGAAGUUGACAAAAUUGAAGAAAGAAAAAGCAAAAUUGAUGAUGAGUUGAAAGAAGUACAGCCUUUAGUUAAUGAAGCUAAACUUGCUGUUGGAAACAUUAAGCCAGAGUCUCUUUCAGAAAUUCGCUCACUGCGUAUGCCACCCGAUAUAAUCCGAGACAUUCUGGAAGGAGUUUUACGGUUGAUGGGCAUUUUUGAUACUUCUUGGGUGAGCAUGAAAAGUUUCCUUGCUAAAAGAGGUGUGAGGGAAGACAUUGCAACUUUUGAUGCACGAAAUAUUCCAAAGGAAAUAAGAGAGAGUGUUGAAGAACUUCUUUUUAGAAAUAAAGGCUCUUUUGAUCCAAAGAAUGCCAAGCGUGCCAGUACUGCAGCUGCACCUUUGGCUGCCUGGGUUAAAGCCAAUGUACAGUAUUCCCAUGUCUUGGAACGAAUUCAGCCUUUGGAAACUGAACAGGCAGGAUUAGUAUCGAAUUUGAAGAGAACUGAAGACAGAAAAAGGAAACUUGAAGAGCUUCUUAAUUCUGUUGGUCAAAAGGUUUCUGAACUAAAAGAAAAAUUUCAGAGCAGGACUUCAGAAGCUGCCAAACUUGAAGCUGAAGUCAGCAAAGCACAGGAAACAAUCAAAGCAGCAGAAGUCUUAAUUAAUCAGCUUGAUCGAGAACACAGGAGAUGGAAUGCACAGGUUGCAGAGAUAGCAGAAGAGUUAGCUACUCUUCCUAAAAGAGCUCAACUAGCUGCUGCAUUUGUUACAUAUCUUUCUGCUGCUCCUGAGUGCCUGAGGAAAACCUGUUUGGAAGAAUGGACCAAGUCAGCUGGUCUUGGAAAAUUUGAUCUGAGGAGAUUUCUUUGUACUGAAAGUGAGCAGUUAAUUUGGAAAAGUGAAGGCCUUCCAUCAGAUGACCUCUCCAUAGAAAACGCUCUUGUUAUAUUACAGAUCAUUGCUUUGCAAUCAUGGAGUCGAGUGUGCCCGUUUCUUAUAGAUCCUUCUUCCCAAGCUACGGAAUGGCUAAAGACACAUUUGAAAGACUCACGUUUGGAAGUUAUUAAUCAACAAGAUAGUAACUUUAUGACAGCUCUUGAGUUGGCAGUACGUUUUGGGAAAACCCUUAUUAUACAAGAAAUGGAUGGUGUAGAGCCUGUACUUUACCCACUGUUGAGGAGAGAUCUAGUUGCUCAAGGGCCACGUUAUGUGGUACAAAUAGGUGACAAAAUUAUUGAUUACAAUGAAGAAUUCCGUCUUUUCUUAACAACAAGAAAUCCAAAUCCAUUUAUUCCACCAGAUGCAGCGUCCAUUGUUACUGAGGUUAAUUUUACUACAACAAGAAGUGGAUUGCGAGGCCAGCUUUUGGCUUUAACCAUUCAGCAUGAGAAACCUGAUUUAGAGGAACAGAAAACAAAAUUAUUACAACAGGAAGAAGAUAAGAAAAUACAAUUAGCAAAGCUUGAAGAAUCUCUUUUAGAGACACUUGCCACAUCUCAAGGCAAUAUUUUGGAGAAUAAAGAUUUGAUUGACUCUCUGAAUCAGACCAAAGCAAGUAGUGCACUUAUUCAAGACUCACUUAGAGAAUCCUACAAACUCCAGAUUUCCCUUGAUCAGCAGCGGGAUGCCUAUCUCCCUCUGGCAGAGAGUGCCAGCAAGAUGUACUUCAUUAUCUCUGACCUGUCCAAAAUUAAUAACAUGUACCGCUUUAGUUUGGCUGCCUUUCUCCGGCUUUUCCAACGAGCUCUGCAAAGCAAACAGGAUGCUGAAAGUACUGAGCAGAGAAUCCAGUCUCUUAUCAGCUCAUUAAAACACAUGGUAUAUGAAUAUAUAUGCCGUUGUUUAUUUAAGGCUGACCAGUUGAUGUUUGCUUUGCAUUUUGUUCGAGGCAUGCAUCCUGAACUUUUUCAAGAAAAUGAGUGGGAUACAUUUACAGGUGUGGUUGUUGGAGAUAUGUUGCGGAAAGCUGAUUCUCAACAGAGAAUACGUGAUCAAAUUCCAUCUUGGAUAGAUCAGGAAAGAAGCUGGGCAGUGGCAACAUUAAAGAUUGCUCUCCCAAGUGUUUAUCAGACCCUUUGUUUUGAAGAUGUAGCCCUGUGGCGUGCUUACUAUCAUAGUUCAAUAUGUGAACAAGAGUUUCCAUCCAUUCUUGCAAAGAAAGUUUCCUUAUUUCAGCAGGUUCUUGUAGUACAGGCUCUAAGACCAGACAGAUUGCAAAGUGCCAUGGCUCUGUUUGCAUGUAAAACUUUAGGACUGAAAGAAUUAUCACCACUUCCACUAAAUCUCAAACGUUUGUACAAAGAGACACUGGAAAUUGAACCCAUUUUGAUAAUUAUUUCUCCGGGUGCUGACCCUUCUCAGGAACUCCAGGAACUUGCUAAUGCUGAAAGAAGUGGGGAGUGUUAUCACCAGGUUGCCAUGGGUCAAGGUCAAGCUGAUUUAGCAAUCCAAAUGUUGAAAGAAUGUGCCAACAAUGGAGACUGGCUCUGUUUGAAAAACUUACAUCUUGUGGUAUCUUGGCUGCCGGUUCUGGAAAAGGAAUUGAAUACUCUUCAGCCUAAAGCUACUUUUCGUCUUUGGCUCACUGCAGAAGUUCAUCCGAACUUUACCCCUAUCUUACUACAGUCAAGUUUGAAGAUAACAUAUGAGUCACCUCCAGGUUUGAAGAAGAAUUUAAUGCGAACUUACGAGUCUUGGACUGCUGAGCAAAUUAACAAAAAAGAUAAUAUACAGCGGGCUCAUGCUCUCUUUAGUUUUGCAUGGUUUCAUGCUGCAUGUCAAGAAAGAAGAAAUUAUAUUCCACAGGGCUGGACCAAGUUUUAUGAGUUUUCUUUGUCAGAUCUUCGGGCUGGGUACCACAUUAUCGAUAGACUGUUUGAUGGUUCCAAAGAUAUACAAUGGGAAUUCGUACAUGGCUUACUUGAAAAUGCUAUUUAUGGAGGACGUAUAGAUAACUACUUUGACCUUAGAGUUCUUCAGUCCUAUUUGAAGCAGUUUUUUAACUCUUCAGUAAUUGAUGUACUAAACCAAAGGCACAAGAAAAACAUUUUUCCAUAUUCUGUGUCGCUACCAAAAUCUUGCAGCAUUUUGGACUAUCGUGCUGUCAUUGAAAAACUGCCAGAGGAUGACAAACCUGGUUUCUUUGGUCUACCUGCCAAUAUCGCCCGUUCAUCUCAGCGCAUGAUCAGUUCUCAGGUUAUUUCACAGUUGAAGAUCUUGGGCAGAUCGGUAACAGCUGGUUCCAAGUUUGAUCGAGAAAUUUGGUCUAAUGAACUUUCUCCUGUCCUCAGUCUCUGGAAGAAACUAAACCAGAAUUCAAACCUGAUUCAUCAGAAAGUGUUUCCUCCUAAUGAUCGACAAGGAUCUCCAAUAUUAUCAUUCAUCAUGCUAGAGCAAUUUAAUGCCAUUCGUUUAGUACAAAGUGUUCAUCAGUCUCUUGCUGCUCUUAGCAAAGUUAUCAGAGGAACUACCUUACUGAGCGCAGAAGUGCAAAAAUUGGCAAGUGCUUUAUUAAACCAAAAGUGUCCUCUCACAUGGCAGAACAAGUGGGAAGGCCCAGAAGAUCCCUUACAAUACCUUAGAGGCCUGGUUACUCGUACCCUUGCUCUACAGAACUGGGUAGAUAAAGCUGAAAGUCAGACCCUUUUUUCUGAUACGCUGGACCUAUCAGAACUCUUCCAUCCAGACACAUUUCUUAAUGCUCUUCGCCAGGAAACUGCAAGGGCAAUGGGUCAUUCUGUGGAUAGCCUUAAAUUUGUAGCCUCAUGGAAAGGUCGGCUUCAAGAAGCAAAGCUGCAGAUUAAGAUCAGUGGUUUAUUACUAGAAGGAUGCAGUUUUGAUGGUAAUCGACUUUCUGAAAAUCAUGAUGAUUCUCCUAGUGUGUCAUCAGUUCUCCCUUGUUUUAUGGGCUGGAUUCCACAGGGUGCAUAUGGCCCAUAUUCCCCUGAUGAAUGCAUCUCUCUGCCAAUUUACACAAGUGCUGAAAGGGAUCGUGUGGUAACCAAUAUUGAUGUUCCAUGCGGCGGCAGCCAAGACCAGUGGAUUCAGUGUGGAGCAGCUCUAUUUCUAAAAAAUCAGUAGACAACAAAAUGUGUCUUCGCAAAAAGAAAGAAUUGUUUAAGCUUUAAAGAAAAUACAUAGCCAGAUGACAUCUAAAAUGCUGGCUCAGAAUAUUAAUGUAUAAGCCACUCUAUGCUGUUGAUCACCUGGGGUUUCUAUAAUGUGUAACAGCAGCAUUGUGCACCUUCUUCCACAGCAGUAACUUACUGCAGUGAAUGUGAAAAUUGAUACACUUUUAAUAACAGUAAGUAGUUCUGUGAGAAAGUUUGCUUUUCCAAUGGUCCAAACUUUUAAGACAUUUGAAGUGCUGUAUUUAAGGAGUAUUUUAAAUACUAUUUUUGUAUCAUAAUUGUUCCAGAUACAAGGCUAAAAAUCUUUUAAUUUUCCAAGGUUUUAAAUGCAUACAUAUUCUAAAAACAUUAAAGAAUGUAUAUUUUAAAGUUAUAAAAAAGUGUAUUUUCUGUCUCAUCAAUUAAUAACAUAGAAAAGAUUCUGUUUCCUAAGAAAAUCAACAGAGCAGAAAGGUGAUAAGUAUGGAUGAAAUGUUAACAAGAAGAGGAGGAGAGGGCAUUUCCAGCUGUUGGAACAACAUGAAGACUCUAGAGGAAGUGAAAAGUUAUCAUAGAAAUUUUAAGAAAUUAAUUAGAAUAGAAAGAUAUAGAGGGUGGGAUAUGGUAGAAAAUUAGUCUGAAAGGUAAAUUGAAUUGUUCAUUAGCACUCAGAAUACUACAGAAGAGUUUAGACUUUUACACGAACAAUUAGAAAACAUGAAAAGAUCCAAAAAAGUUAAUUUAUGUAUUAAAUGUAUUAUGUAGAUUUAAAGUCUUAUUUAAAACUUUACACCUGAGAGUUUAUAAAAUUCUUUAUAGCUUCUCUAAAUUUUCUAAACUCGAGGUAGAAGUUCUCACUUCAUAGAUAAAGAUUGAGGCCUAGAGAGUACAUGACUUGCCCGAGAUUGUCUAAAGAUUUUUGCAUUUUGUGUUUCUUUGUAGUUAAGUUAAUCUUAAAAAGCAGGAAUAGACACUUCCCCGCAAAAAUUGAGUAUGAUAACAGUAGAGGGCAGCUUUUUGCUCAUUUAAUAGUCCAGAUGACACGUUCAGUUUGAAGAGUAGUUUCCCUUCCACGUAGUCACAGGAAUGGAGACUGAUGUCAGUCCUCUCAUUUUAGCACAUGGCUUUCCAGGCCUGGUACUGAAAUUCCAUGUGUAUUCCUCUAUUCUUUUUUCCUUUUACAGCUGACUGGAAAGUUUUGGUGGCAUGUCUGGAAAUAUCAGACAUUUUUCUGCUCACAUUUCAUUGCAACCUAAUCAUAUAGCUAUACCUAACUCCUAGGGCGGCUGGGAAGUACAGACAGCUGAGUGAGUGUUCUAAUUGCUCUGCUGUAACCCUUCCUAUUUAAGAAUUUGAACCCAUUACUAAAGUAUAUUCAGUAUAACUAUACAGAGUUACAUUAAAAAGUUAGGCAUAGAUUUUUGCCUCAUUCUAAACCUUAAGAAUUUUAUAAGUCCUCCUUUAUCGAUUACAGAUAUUUUCCAAGAUGCCCAGUGAAUAUUUGAAAUUGCUCUUAAUAUUGAACUGUAUGUUUUAUCCUGUGACUUUAUCUUAUAAUUCGCCAAAGGAAUGUGGAGACCAAUAGAAGAAAUCUAAGAUGAUAAAUUUCAGUACAGUCACUUGGGACAUCGUCUAUAUUGCUUCAUUUGUUCAUUUCAAUUUUGUCAAUAUAAAAUGUGAAUGAUUUGUCAUUUCCCAGCUGUCUUAGGAAAGGAUGAGCACAUAGGAGUUAUGUCUGUCAGACAAAGAGCAUGCAGAGUACAGAUAAAAAAUAAAGUACUGCAAUAUGAAGUAUAUUGAACACAAAAUCAUCUUACCACUUGUUGUGACUCUCAUACGUUAUACAUUUUGAGGGAAGCACACUUUUCACGUUUUUCCUUAUGAUACUUGUUUAUGUUAGAAUUUAAUGCACAUUCGUUGAAUCAAUGACUAAAAAUUGUGAUAAUCAGCUUUGUUUCUAAAUAAUUUUGGAUUGUUCCCUGAGUCAAACUCAACAAAUGAUUACAGUAAAUCCUUGUUUCACAAACACUUCUGUUCACAAACAAUCCAGUUCUCAAAAACAGAAGAAAUUUUGCUUCCUUUCAGAAACUCCAGGUAACAAACACAGCUGUGGCAUCUUCCCUAAAUAAACACAAAUGCUAUGCUCGUCCCCAAAAUCAGAAAACAAAAUUUUUGAACUGAGGUAACACUGUAUGUUUUUUCAUUGAAUUUAGUGGAGGGAGACUGAUUAGAGGUUAAGGAAAAGUGAAGGAACAGUUUCCCCAAAUAGCUGGGCAAAGAUAUCAUAAUUGGAUUGUGUCGCUAUGUGAUUGUUUUAAAAAACAGCUUUGUAUAGUCCUUGAACCUAAAGCUUUUGAAACUGAAAAGGACUUUAAGAACUGUCUGGCUGUGUGUUUGUUUCACCUUGCAGUCAUGCCCUUAACCCUAUCUUCCUUGUGAACUUGAGCUUUUCUAACAUUUCUGACAAGAAAAACCUGAGUAGUCGAGGAACCUAUGAUACAAGAAGUAGAAAUACACCUUCUGGGGUCCAAACUCUCAAACGGUUGAUCCUCAGUACAUCUGAAACUCUUGCAGACAUUAAGAUUGCAGAAUUCUCACUGAAAAAUAAAUGUAUUCUAAUAGUUACAUUAUUGGUAGGACAGAAAAAGAUAAAGCUUGUCUGGAUGUUGGGAGGAGUGACCUGAUUCAGAAUUCCUGUCUUCACCUUCAGUGGUACUUUCCAUUCAUGUAGAUAUUGUCCUCCGCUUUGGUUUAGAAAGACAGAGAGUAAAACAAGUAUCAACUAAAAUAAUACGCUACAGCAACUGAUUAAUGAUGCAUAAAUUUGUCCUCUUUCUCCAUUUCAAAGAAACUAAGGCAAUAAAAAUUCAUUAAAAAGCAGAGGCAAGAAGGUAGUGUAUAAUAAGAUUCAACACACCAGAGAAAUGUCCUUCAAUUUACCUUAUUUUUUAGAAGUAGAUUACCUAAAAGUUAAAGACAAAAGUUUUUGUUUUAUUGGAAAAAUCACAGGACAGUGAAAAUACCAACAUAUUCCUAUAUAUAGAAAAAGAAUGGAAUCAAAUUAGUCUAACACAGAAUUUGAUUAUUUAUUAAACUCAGUGACACCUUUGUGUUUUAGAAAUGUAGCUUAAUUUCUAUUUUAAAUAAGUCAUUAAAAUUGGAAAUUAUUAGAACAUAGCUAGUUCUGAUAGUAAUGGUUGUAUUCUUAACAAUUAUGUGGCUAAAAAAAAUAAGAUAAUUUUAAAGUGACUGCCCUGUAUACAAAGUACAUCCUUUUUUUGUUAGAGACUGCUACAGUCCUCUCAAUUCUCUUUUCCCCCACUACUGAAGUAUUACAAUGUUUAAUUUGACCAUUGCAUACUCAGAAGUAUUUCACUCCAUCUCCAUUACAUUCACGUUUGGACAUGUGCCUUCUGGCCAAAAAACAAACAAAAAAUAUGAAUACAAAUAUCCAGCAAUUUUCAGGUCCUUUUUUUGCAGAGUAUGGUCCAUCUACCAUUUUCUUUGGCUCUUCCUUUAUUCUGCAGCUUAGAAUAUGGGCACUACCAUUUUGGACCUAGGUCCUGAGACUGUAUGAAACAGAUGUUUACUGUGAAAUAUUUGAUUUGUGACUUCAUUUGUACAAAAAUAAUUUUGUACCCUUUGAUGGAGUGGCUAAAUGCAGGCAGGCUGAUGCUAUGAACAGACAGGACUGGCUUCCCAAGGCAAGUCUUCCAAAAACGAGAACGAGGCUGCACUGUAAGCUGAAAUUGGGUAGGCAUGUCCAACUCAAUUACAACCUCUUACUGCUGCAGGUCUCUUGGUGGAGGAGGCGAUAAGCACAAAACUUUCUAUCAGCACUAUGUGUGUUGUGGAAGCAUUAACAUAUCUCUCUUCCCCAAACUCUUGCAACUUGUUGACAGUCAUGGGAGGGAUACAAGUGUGUAAAGAAACAUCACCAGUAGAUCCUUUAGUCCUCAGAAAGCUUUGGAGGUGGUGCCAAAAAUGAUUCUGCUCUUGGUUACUUGGUGAAGUUUUCAAGAAGGAUCUCUGAUUAAUUUUUUUCAAUGUGAUGUUUAUGGACAACUUUCCCUGAAAUAGAUAGGGAUCAUAUAUAAUUUAAAAGAUAGUACAAAAUAUGUUCUUCAGCCAUGGUGAUCAAUAACAUCAUAUCAACCCUGGAAAGCAUUCAAGUCAACUUCUUCUACUCACUGUCCAUAAUUAUAGGGAUAAUUCUGUCUCUGGGCAAAUACAAGUUAUAUUUGGUUCUGUGUUGGUUUGGUUUGUUUUUUUUGGUACUGGGAAUUGAACUCACUUGCCAGGUAGGCACUAUGCCACUGAGCUAUAAUCCUGGUUCUGUUUGGUCUUAAUAUGAUAAUUUUAAAAAUGUGUAUAGGGAGCCUGGACCUCCACCUCAGAGGGUGGCCACUUCAAUGCCUGCCCUCCAACCCUCGGGGACAUCCGCACCUCCUGUCCUAGUAUUGCUGUUGAUCUUUAGCUGCCUCUCCUCCCAGAACCUUGGACUGCAGGCAUUAACUGUACUGCAUUGAUGGGAGCUCAGCAACCAGAGGACCUCAGCAGGCUUCUGUCAGUGUGGUGAGUUUGCCCCUAAAAUAAAGAUCUUCAGUGAAUAAACGAGCAGUAAUGAAGUCCCUUCCAGCUGUUGGAUAUUGGCAAGCCUGGAAAGAGUGUGAGUGAGUUCUCCCUCCAUACAGAGAACAUCAGGUGGGUUGAGGAGUGUGCUGUUAAGACCUCCCUCAACCUGGACAAAAUUAAAGGGGCUUAUGAGACAGUGUCACAGUAGGUCCCAGCCAAGACAAACACUAUAGCUGGGAGAUUUGGUGGCCUGGAACAUGCUGAAGACCGUAACAUCAGAAACUAAGGGCUGACUUACAUCAACACUCCUAGGCUAAUCAGCCUAGGAAGAAGAUAGGACUCACCCAACAGGCCCUUCAGGAGGAAGUCAGGUGACUGGCUCUCCUCUUCAUGGUGGUACUCAGCAAAUGGACAAAUAUCAACCACACAGUGGGAACCUAAGAUACCCACUGUCGACAAUUGAGACAAGUGGGAUUGAAAGACCAAAUAUUAGACCAAAAGGUGAAAAUGACAAAAUGAAAAAAUGCAAUCUCAAACAUCUAAUCAGAAACAAGUACAAGAGACAUUGAUAUAGAGGACACUAAAAUUCAAACACCUGGCUAAAGACGAAAUCAAAUUAGAAAUAGUGUCUCAUGUAAAGACAGAAACAACAACCUUAAUAAAGGAGUUGCUUGACAUUGCUAGAGAAGACAUAGAUAAAAAGUACAGGAGCAUGGUAAAAUGUUUAAAACCUUGAAAACAAGUAGAAUGUAUGAAACAAAUUCAAAGAGAUACCCAAGAAACAAAAAAUUCUGUUGAAAGCUGGCAAAAUUGUUCAAAUGAAGCUGACAAUAGAAUUUCAGACCUUGAGGACAGGAUUACAGUGAUCAUGAAAGGAAAGAACAUUUUAAAAUAACAAGGCAGCAUGAAAUGACAAACAGCUUCGAGAUGAUCCCAAGAGAAACAAUAUAGACUAACAGACAUCAGUGAAGAUGCAGGAGUCAAUGUGAAUGACAUUGGUGACAACUCUUUAUAAGGUAAUAGCAGAAAAUUUCCCGAACAUGGGGAAAGAAUCUGAUACACAGAAAAAUGAGGCUUAUGUAAUGCCAAAUGGCCACAACCAACAAAAAUCUACACCCAGACAAAGAAUAAUUAAGAUCCUAUACAUACAGCAUAAAAACAAUACUAAAAGCCAUUAGAGAAAAGACCCAACUCACCUUUCAAGAAAAGCCCAUUAGAAUCAUGGCAGAUUUUUCAACAUGAACACUCAAGUUAACACAAACUUGGACUGAAGUAUUUUAAGCACUUAAAACAACUUUCUACCCAGAUUGAUGUACCCUGCAUAAUCUUCCAUGACAUUUAAUGGAGAAAUAAGAUAUUUCUGUGACAAAGAACAACUGAAGAAAUUCAUGUCAAAAAAAACAAUCCUAGAAAGAUUAUUAAAAAACAUACUAGAGAGAGAGAGAAAAAUGACUACAAUUCCCAGAACAACAGAAAGAAACAAGACAUGACAAGCAAUUAAACAACAGAGAAAAGCAGAAAACCAACAGCACAAAAAUAACAUGGCAAAGUUGAGCCAGUGUGUAUCAGUUAUAUCCAUCAAUGUAAAUGGCCUCAAUUCACCUAUUCAAAGAAAUAGGUUGGCAGAAUGGAUCAAGAAACAAGAUCUCACAAUAUGCUGUAUACAAGAAACACAUCUGACUCAAAAGGAAGCUCAUAAAUUAAAAAUCAAAGUAUUGAAAAGUUUUCCAUGCAACAGGAACCCAGAAAAAAGCAGGGGUAACUAUUCUAUUUGCAGACAAUGUGAACAUCAAACCAAAAA
Cavia porcellus (domestic guinea pig) is the source of this 19559-nucleotide messenger RNA. RefSeq names its product dynein cytoplasmic 2 heavy chain 1 (gene Dync2h1). Gene Ontology annotation, biological process: intraciliary retrograde transport; cilium assembly; cilium movement involved in cell motility. Bases 210 to 13154 code for a protein of 4314 amino acids. NCBI's taxonomy places the organism in Eukaryota, Metazoa, Chordata, Mammalia, Rodentia, Caviidae. Gene Ontology annotation, molecular function: dynein light intermediate chain binding; dynein intermediate chain binding; ATP binding. Gene Ontology annotation, cellular component: axoneme; cytoplasmic dynein complex; 9+2 motile cilium. The record is from RefSeq and is a predicted model, not a curated record. The transcript has 90 exons.